UGUGUGUGUGUGUGUGUGUGUGUGUGUGGGCGGGGCCAGUGUGACGCAUAUUUUAUUAAUCUGCGCAGUUGCUUCAGUUGUAGUUUUUUUUUUUUUUUGGGAGGGCUUGAAAGAAAAAGUGAAUCAAGAGAAAAGACUGAAGUCAUCCUCCAGACCAGAUACACUCACCUGAUCUCUCUCUGUGUCUGUCUCUCUUUAUCUCACCCUCCUCACCCUUUCUCUCUCUCCCUCUCUCUCUUUAUCUCACCCUCCCUCUCUCUCUGUCUCUCUCUCAGACUCAGAUUAUCUCCAUCAUCCUGCCGCUGAGAUGUCGACUCCAGACGCAGCAGGUAAUCCAGGAGCAGCGGAGGGCGAGGGGGGCCCCGGGGCCGCAGCCCCAAACCUCACCAGCAACAGACGACUGCAGCAGACGCAGGCACAGGUGGACGAGGUGGUGGACAUCAUGCGCGUGAACGUGGACAAAGUCCUGGAGAGAGAUCAGAAGCUGUCGGAGCUGGACGACCGGGCCGACGCCCUGCAGGCCGGAGCCUCGCAGUUCGAGAGCAGCGCCGCCAAACUUAAGAACAAGUACUGGUGGAAAAACUGCAAGAUGAUGAUCAUGAUGGCAGUUAUAGGUAUUAUAUGUGUUGGAGUCAUUUUCUUGUAUUUCUUCUACUGAGCUGGUCUUCAGGGAUGGACACACAAGUCGCAGGACUGGAGUCUGCAACCAACACCAACACCACCAAGCCACCGAGCCAAAUCCAGCCUCUCCUCUGCUCUUCAUCCUCCUCUUCCUCACCGAUGCCUUCCUCAGAAACGUCUUUGCAUGUUCUGUAAUGUGCUCCAGUGCCUCCUUCUUCUUUUCUUCUCUGCUCCUCGUGGGAAAAAAAACAACAACAACAACUUGUCUCCAGGUGGAUGAAAUGUUUCUGUUUUGCUGGGAGCAGCAGGUGGUUUUACUGCAGCGGGACAGUUUGAAUAGAAACAUAGACUGUUUCCUGGUAUCUGCUGUAUUGUUCUGUGAAACAUUUCUUAUAACCAAACAGGUUUAAAAUCCAUUGAUCCAGGUUUGUUCAUCAAAUACAACACACAGGAACCUGAAUGUACCUCAUCCAUCACAUUACAUGACUAAUGCUAAGAGGGAGAAAAAGGUGCUUUAGGACCAAAACACUUCAAAACGAGGUUAAAGGGACACAAAGUACAGAUCUCUGCUGGUUUCAACAGUAGUGAAGAAGUAUCCAGGUCCUUUAUUUAAGUUAAAGUACUGGUACAUUAAUGAAAACGUACUCCACAACAAGUAGGGACGCAGCGAUUGACAGAAAAGUCAUCACGGUUUUGUAAUCGAGUGUUUCUGUCGCUUACAAUCAAAGAAGUCUUGGUGAGAUAAGAGUUGAUCUUUGAGUGUAAACCAACUGUAACUAAGCAGAAAAAGGAGUAUUGUACUCACUUACAAACUCAAGGGUAUGUAAUCCCAUCAAAGUCAAAGCACCUGUCUGACAGAUGUUAUUUCCUUCUUUCAUUUUACUAAAAACCUCCAAAAAAUCUUUAGCAUUGUGAAAUAAAAUCAGAUUUUUCCUCGGAAUUUAAUCGUCACGUCCUCAAGUUCAAAUAAACAAGGACGCCGUUCUCAAUCCUACUCGAAUAAAAGUACAUAACUAUCAAAGCAAACGCAUUUAUUCGGCUGUGAAGUGACAAUAAUAAUGUAACGCUGGUUAAAUGAUGAGGAUCAAAAAGGUCAUUUAUAAAAUAAAUCUGUCCUUUUACAUUCUUCCCUCUCUUCAGACGAAAAGUCCAAGAGUUCGAUCUACAAGUUUAGUAGUUUGUUUCUCAACCAGCUUCAAACCACAAACAUGUUUUUAUUUUUAUCUUUGUUUUUGUGACAUACUUAAAUCCUAAAAAGUUUAGAGUGGAAAAACCUUUAACAUCUUGACAAAGUACCAAAUAUCACCAAACAACUGACAACUGUCAAAUCUUAAUUUAGUCAUUGUAACUGUCGUAAUGUAGUGGACUAGAAGUAUAAAGCACCUCGAAUUUGUACAGUACUUGAGUAGAUGUACUCAGUUACAUUCCACCUCUUGGGGUUUUUAAAGGUUCUGGUUGGUCGUCGAUGAAGUUUUAAAGAGCAGAAAUCUGAGCAGCUCGUGAAUGAACUGUUGAGUCGAAGUUAUUCAUCAGCUACACUUACAAGAAUUGUAAAGAUGUAGAGAUAGAAAUGUAUAAAAACUGAGAGUUUGUUACAGUAGAUUACAGAUUACUUAACACUCCAAAAACAUGAAUCCAUGAAGUCGGAUAACUUGAUGAACUGUUUCAAACCUGGAUCAAUGGAUCCUGUUCUGUUUCCUCUCCGUCCUCUUGUACUUGUGCAGUAUUCUUCAGGAAAGCUGCCCCCUAGCUGUCAGUAUCAGUACUGCUGCUGAUGUAUUUCAACGUCGAGCAGAAACUCGACAGGAAUUUAGAUUUUUUUCUUUCUUUGUUCGUCUUCUCGUGAUGCAGCAACAGUUUUUAUCGUCUUGUGAACCAGCCUGACUUUCGUUUUGUGGUCUGAAUGUGAUUCCUCCUGCAUGAAGGAUCUUUGAGCGACUGUGGGUCAUCGUACCACGACACUGUAGAUAUUAAAAGGGUUUGAUUACUUGAGAUGUUCGUUAUAGAUUAACUAUUCAAGUCAGAAUGAAUGGGUGAAGCGUGAGCAUUGACCCCACAGUGCUUCGUCAAGGAGAGGUGAGGAACUUUAAAGAUUACGUCACCGUUGUUUUGAUCGUGGGCUGGAAUUUCAAAUAAAUUCAUGGCUGCAACAGAAAUGUCGUGUUUGUGCUGAUUUCAAGGAACUUUUACACUACGUAUCUCAUUCAUGGCAUUGACAUCAAGGUAC
This is a messenger RNA of Larimichthys crocea (large yellow croaker), 2848 nucleotides long. Its product is annotated as vesicle-associated membrane protein 2. Gene Ontology annotation, biological process: vesicle-mediated transport. The transcript is spliced from 5 exons. Gene Ontology annotation, cellular component: membrane. The record is from RefSeq and is a predicted model, not a curated record. Lineage: Eukaryota; Metazoa; Chordata; Actinopteri; Sciaenidae. Bases 308 to 658 code for a protein of 116 amino acids.